CCUCCCUUGGCUUCUUCCUUCGUAUAAUGAAUCAUUCAACACACAAACACAAAUAAAGGAUUUAAGAGCAACCUUUUAAGCAUAUAUAGCCAUGCAGCGUGUAUCAGCAACGUUGUGCCACAAGAUGGCUCACCCGGCAUGCGAUGUUUUCAUCAACCACCGUGGCAUCGACACCAAAAGGAACAUUGCCGGCUUGUUGUAUGACCGGUUAACGGCAAUGGGUGUCAGGAGUUUUUUGGACAGCAUGAACAUGAAACCGGGGGACAGGCUCUUUCAACAUAUUGAUAGGGCCAUUGUCGGAAGCAAGGUUGGCGUCGCUGUAUUUUCGCCGCGCUAUUGCGAGUCCUACUUUUGUCUCCAUGAGCUCGCUCUGCUCAUGGAGUCAAAGAAGAGGGUUAUCCCCAUCUUCUACAAUGUUAAGCCUUCACAGCUCGUCGUCAAGGACAACAAGACUUGUCCGGCGAAAGAGCUGCGGAGGUUUAGUUUGGCGCUUGAGGAAGCUAAAUAUACCGUUGGAUUAACGUUUGAUCCUUUAAAAGGGGACUGGUCGGAGAUGUUAAAAGACGCUUCAGAAGCAGUGAUAAUGAACUUACUUGAAGUUGAUGAGGAAGAGAGUAAGCGCAUGAAGAGGAGGCCUUGAAUAUUAUUAUUAUUAUUAUUAUUAACAAGUUCUUGUGAUCAUAUUAAAUAUGAUCAAACCCAUAUACGUACUAGACCCUCUAACAUCACCAAUAAUUCUUUGGCCUUUUAACUAGGUCUCAACACAUACAUUAUUUAAGUUACUAUAACUAUAUUCUUUGAUUUUCUUGAUGACCCCAUACAUAAAGAAUAGUUUGACUGGCUUAGGUUUCAAUCCCUUCCUAGCUAGUGCCAUGAGCCGAUAGAAGUAUAGA
Messenger RNA from Arachis ipaensis, 893 nucleotides. NCBI's taxonomy places the organism in Eukaryota, Viridiplantae, Streptophyta, Magnoliopsida, Fabales, Fabaceae. The record is from RefSeq and is a predicted model, not a curated record.